UGUGAUGGCAGGUCCUUCCAGACACAGUAAGCCAGGCCAUGAAGCCACUUAGCAACCAAGGACCAUGGAUAAGGUUUGGUUUUUGUAUUAAAAACCAGAUAUGAGGUGAGCUGAAUUGUUUAAGCUUGUAUUUUUAAGCUCUGUCGCUUUAUAACAUAACUAACACAUGCACUUUUCCUUUGUUAUUGUCUUUCUUAGUUAGUGUAUACGUUAAAUGUAUUAUUUUUUUGGCUUGAAUAAUCUUGUAUCAGUUUCUAUGGUUGAGAAAGGUGGAGAGGAGUAAACGACAGACAGACAUUGACCAGCCGCACAGCAAAGGGGAGAGCAUUGCAAGGAUCCGGAUGCAGAGUACAUGUAUACACUAUGACAACAGGCCAACAAUAGACAAAUUGCUUGGCAAAAAUCAGUCCCGCUGUAUGAGUCAACUGGAUGACUCUUCAAUGCGAGCAAGAGUAAGGAUGGACAACAGUCCUAACUUGGAAUUGAGGAAUUGCCUCUAUCCUUCUGCUUGGAAGCAAUCUGGACAUCAAAGAGAGAGUCCAGACCACCGCGGCCAAUUCUACAGAAGAGGAUUUAGUUAUCACGGAGCAAUAUUGAAUAGGAGUUUGCCGAACCAACAACUGCCAACUUUGGACGAUGCGCUUGUAUGACAGUAGGACCCACCAGAAGCAGCAAGAUACGAAGCCACUUUGCAACCAAGGACCACAGAAAAGGUUUGGUUUUUGUAUUAUAAACCAGAUAUGAGGUGAGAUGAAUUGUUUCUUUAGCUUGUAUUUCUAUAAUCUAUAC
Saccostrea cuccullata (small rock oyster) is the source of this 789-nucleotide messenger RNA. RefSeq lists its product as uncharacterized. The transcript is spliced from 5 exons. The record is from RefSeq and is a predicted model, not a curated record. NCBI's taxonomy places the organism in Eukaryota, Metazoa, Mollusca, Bivalvia, Ostreida, Ostreidae. Bases 342 to 650 code for a protein of 102 amino acids.